GUGGGCGGGGCCUGGCGCGGCAUGGAGGCCGAGUUGGAGCUGGGCGAGGGUGCGCGACGGGGGGGUUCUGCGGUGGCAAAGAUGGGUCGACGAGCUCGCCAGGAUUCCUUUCCAGAUGAAAAUCAUCUCAGCAGGAAGAAUUCCUCUACAGCUUCAAUAGGCGAGGGCCCCCCGCCUAAACCUGCACGCCGGCAUGGAGGUUGGGCAGAGGAUCCUGUAAUGGCACCUUCCAAGUCAGGAAGGAAACACGCAGAAGAAGUAGAAGACCACCGCCUCAGGCAGCAAAGCUUGGAGGGAUCAGAUGAUGGUGGAGAUAUUCCAGUGAUACCUGACUUGGAGGAAGUGCAGGAAGAAGACCUUGCCAUGCAAGUAGCAGCACCACCCAGUAUCCAGGUGAACAGAGUGCUGACCUACCGUGACCUGGACAAUGACCUCAUGAAGUACGCUGCCUUCCAGACCCUGGAUGGAGAAACUGACCUGAAGCUCCUCACCAAAGUUUUGGCUCCUGAACAGGAAGUACGAGAGGAUGACAUCUGCUGGGACUGGGACCAUCUCUACACAGAGGUAUCCUCAGAACUUGUGAUGGAGUGGGACCUGGGGCAGUCUGAGAGGGAGGAGCCCCUCAGUCUGUCCUAGAACAGCAGAGUAUUGGCUGUCUAUCACUCCAGCCCUGCACCCUCCACUCCUGUAUAUAAUUAGCACUUGUUAUUUUUUAUCAACUGUUUUUCUUUGAGGAAGUAUUCCACAUAAACAAGGUGAAAGCUUGAUAGGGAAGUGAGCUUGAGAGGAGUCCUGUGUAUUUUUUUUUAAUAUGAAUAUUUGCUUUCAAAAUGCUAGAGUGAAUAAUUCCAAAUGCAAUAAAAUCAUUUAUCUAUGAAUGGUCA
This is a messenger RNA of Alligator mississippiensis (American alligator), 884 nucleotides long. It is a transcript of the gene IFT43, whose product is annotated as intraflagellar transport 43. The transcript has 9 exons. Gene Ontology annotation, biological process: intraciliary retrograde transport. NCBI's taxonomy places the organism in Eukaryota, Metazoa, Chordata, Crocodylia, Alligatoridae. Gene Ontology annotation, cellular component: cilium; intraciliary transport particle A. The coding region runs from base 22 to 636 and encodes 204 amino acids. The record is from RefSeq and is a predicted model, not a curated record.